Messenger RNA from Entamoeba histolytica HM-1:IMSS, 5661 nucleotides. RefSeq lists its product as uncharacterized. Gene Ontology annotation, cellular component: cytoplasm. Lineage: Eukaryota; Evosea; Mastigamoebida; Endamoebidae. The transcript has 2 exons. Bases 1 to 5661 code for a protein of 1886 amino acids. The record is from RefSeq and is a predicted model, not a curated record.
AUGCCACAUAGUAGACUAAUUCUUUCAGAACUACCAAUAGAUACGAAAAAUAAAGUUAUUAUAUCUCCACUUCAUACACAUAUUUGUUGUCAAGAAGAAAAUACAUUAAAAAUAAUAGAAAUUUCAAGUAAGAAAGAAACAAUAAUUUCUGAAGUAAAAGAAUUUAUUACAGUGUUAUUAGGAAAGAAUGAAGGAGUAGUAUAUUAUACUAAGAAAAGUAUUGUUUUUCAUGGAUUUAAUUCAGGAGAUUUUAUUCUUACAGAAUCAUUAAAUGAUGAAAAAUUAAUUUUACAUUCAACUUAUGAUGCAUUUCUUGUGUGUAUCUUUCGUCCAUAUAGAGUUGAUGUUAUUGGAUAUAAUUCAACAUUUAGACCAUCAAUGUUAUCUCCAUUCAAAAAUUAUUUGUUACACUCAUCACAAAAUAACAUUUUAGCAGUAAUUACAGCGGAUAAAAAAUUACAUUUAUUCAUUCCUCGUGUUCCACCGUUUUCAGUUACAUUAACAUUUUUAACAUCUCUUCCAAAAAAAAAUAGUAUUCAAAUGACUCAAAUGAAACUGAGUCAAAUUGAUUUUUUCUUUCAACUUUCUGCACAAAAUUCAAAUUCAUUUAUGGUUAUUAAUGAAAAAGAUGUAUCUGAUGUUUAUCUUAGUUCAACUUCUGUUUUAUGUGUUAUAGGAGAAAGUAUUAAAACAUAUAAUAUUUGUGAUAUAAAAGAAGAACCAUUACUAUCUACAGGAGUAAAGUCAUAUGCAUUUAUUGGAUAUGGAGGAUGUGGAUCAAUUAUUAUGUUAGAAAAUAAAAACAUUAUUUGUUAUGUUAGAGAUGUACAAUCAGAUAGUCUUCUGAGAGGAAUGAUUAGUUUAGGAUUUGAGAAAAUGUGGACAAAGUUAGUAAAUUCAAACACUGAAUUACAAAAUGCAGAUAGAAAGUUAAUUGAGUUUGAAGACUCAAUGAGAGGACUUCGUUUAGAUAGUGCAAAGAAAAUAUUAGAAGAAAUGAAAGAUGUUCAAGUUUCACAAGCGUUAAAGAUUACAGAAGAUUAUUAUAAUUCAGGAGUAGAAAAGAAAAUGUAUUAUAGAGACCUUUCUAUUAUUUCAGAGAUUGGAUUGGCAUGUAUUGUGAAAGAAAUACAUAACAACAACAAACAAGGAAUUAUGAAAUAUGCAGAAAAUGAAACAAAAUUUGUUGAGACAAUUUUAAUGGAAGAAGAUAUGUUACUUUCUAAUGAAAAACAACAAAUAAAGAAAGAAGAAAGUAUGAUGAGAAAAUCAGGGAAUUUUGAAAAUAUUUCAGAACAAACGAAGAUUGGAUUAUUAGAUGGAAUUAUGAAUGGAAAUAUGGUUACAACAAUGAAUAAGUAUGGAUUUAAAUCAGAAGAAAUUAAAGAAUAUUGUAUGAAAUUUGUAUAUCAAUUUGUUGCUAAUCAAAAAAUCAAAGAAGCUAUUCAUUUAUUAAUGAGACUAGGAUACAAAGACAUUAAAUUAAUUAUGAAAGAAUUAUAUGAUAAUACACAUUUAAUGAUUAUUAGAAAAGAGAUUGAAAAUAUAAUGAAAGAAGUAUUAAUUGAGGAGAAUAAAUACAUGAAUGAAUAUGAAGAAUAUUUAGAUAAAAUAAAAAUUGAAAAGAAGUAUGAAAUACGAAUAAAAGAAAUAAAUGAAACACAAGAACAAUUAGAAAGUGAAUUUACAAAUGAAAUAAUGAAGAAUUAUGGAAUGUCAUAUGAGCAAGGAUUUUCAGAUAAUAUUGCUAUUAUUCCACGAAUUGAUAAUACAAAUGGAAAAGCAAUAGGAUUAAGUAUUAAGGAUAUUGAACAAUUAGAUGAAGAAGAAAAAAAUAUGCUUCUUAAAGAAGAAGGAAAACAUGAAACAGAAGAUAUUGAAAUUCAAUUUAAUUUAUUACAUGGAAAAGUAAAAGAAAUUGAAGGAAUACUUAAUACAGGAAAAGAAGAAAAUGUUAAAGAAAUUAAUGAAAAGAAAGAAAUUACACCAUUAAUUGUUAGAAAGAGUAUUAAUACAUAUAUGAUAACACAUCCAAAUGAAGAAAUGAUUAAUAAAGCAGAAAAUGAAGGAAUUAAUAGUGAAUUAAUGAGAACGUUAUUAAUUGGAAAGAAUGAAGUUAAAAGAAAGUAUUUAGAUAUGAUUCAAGGUAUUGAAUAUCUUCCAACAUUUUGUGAAAUUAAAGAAAGGUAUCAUAAUACAGAAGCUCCACAACAAUGGAUGAAAAAAAUUAUUCAAAUGGAUGAAUGGAAUGAUGAAAAUGAAGAAAAAGUUAUAAAUAAUAAAAUUGAUAUUCAAAAAGAAGAACCAGAAGGAUGUGAAAUUAUACCGUUAUAUGAGACAUUAAUGAAAACAGAAUAUAAACCAAUGGAACCAUUUAAAAUGCCAUUUCCACAGAAAGAAAUAAAAAGAUAUGAAAUGAAUUUAAAAGAUUAUUUAAGUGAUAAAAGAAUUAUUGAAGUAAUUAGAAAUAAAGAAGUAAUGGAAGAAAGUAAGAAUAUUCUUUUAUUUAAUAAAGAUAUGAGAGAAAUGGCAAGUUUUAUUAAAGAAUUUUUAGGAGAUAAAUAUAUUCGACUUAAUAUGCUUAUUGCAAAUGUAAUUGAAGAAGAUGGAAAUCAAGAAUAUAAGAAUAUAAUAAGAAUUGAAGAAUUAGACAAACAAGAAGAUAAAAUAGAAUUUCUUAAAUAUUUAGAAAGAAGAGCAGAACCUAUUAAUCUUGCUAAUGAAUUAAGAAAUUAUUUAGCAAAUAGAUGGGGAUUAGAAUUAAGUGAAAGACAAAUUGAAAUUAUAUGUGAGAAUGAGAAUUUAAUAGAAUUGUUAGAAAGUAGUGAUGAACAUGGAUAUAGUAAUACUUUAAUUGAUAAAUGUGUAAAAGAAAAUUGGCCAGAAUCACCAUUAAAAAGUCAUAUUGAAAUUAAUGAAAAUGAAGAAUUUUUAAGUCAAAGUAUUGGAGUUAUUAUGAAAGGAUUUUGUAAUGAAGAAGAAAGUGGAUUAAGUUAUAUGAAUUGGAUAUUUGAAGAUGGAGAAAGAACAUUAUUAUUAUUGAGGUUUUUUGAAAGUGCAAUUAUUGGUAAAACAUUACAAACAUGUCAAACAGAUAAUAUAGAAGAAGGAUUAAUAUAUGUAAUUAAUCAAUUAAUUGAUCAUGAAUUUAAAUGUGAUAGAAUUAUUGAAGGAUUUGAAUUCUUUGAUAGAAAUAAUCCAUUAACAUUUUUCUUUAAGAUAGUCUAUUUUAUUUCUAUUGCUAGUUUUGGAGAAGUUAUUCAAUUAAAGAAAAGACUAAAUGAAGCAAUAAUAAAUAAAGAAUGGAAAGUUGGAACAAUAGAAAAUAUUAUAAAAAUUAUGAAUUGUAUUAUCAUAAAAUUUAUUAAAUUACAUAUUUCAUCACCUGAAUUGAUUGAAAGAUUAUUAAAAGAAUUAUUAACAAUUGAAGAAUUACCAAAAGAAGUUAUUCAAAUAUGUAAAGAAAGAAAAGAAAUAAAUAAGUUAAUUGAUCAAUUUGGAUUAAAGUUAAAAAGAGAUUGUCAAAAAGAAGAAAUUGUUAAUGAAUUAAUCAUAAAUGGAGAAUAUAUUGUGGCACAUUCAUUUGCUGUAGAAUAUGUUCCUAAUGAUAUUUUCUUACCAAUUCAAAAAGAGAUUGAACAAAUGAUUAAAAAAGAUAAAUUAAAAGGAAAAGAACGUUGGGAUAAAAUCAAUGAAAUCAUUUGUAAAAGAACAUGUAGAUUUGUUGAUGCAGGAAAGUAUUUCUUUGAUGAAGCAAUACGAAUGAAUUCAUAUCAAGAUUAUGAAAGAAAAUAUAAAGAUAUUGCAAAUGAAAUGUUAAUAAUUUUAAAUUAUUCAUUAGAAUGGUUAAAUAAAGAAGAAGGUAGUUGUAAAGAAGCACAAAAUAUGAUUAAAAAGGCAGAAAAAUUAAGACAUAUUUAUGAAGAAAGUAAAAGUAAAAAUAUUGGAGCAGCAUAUAUUGAAAAAGCAAGUGAAGAAUCAGUUUAUUAUCUUGUGAAUAGAGGUGAUUAUAGUUUAGCAAUGAUAAUGAAUGAAAAAAUUAGUUGUAGUGAAAUGAAAAUUUUUAAAGAAGGAUAUGAAUUUAUUAUUAAUCCACAAAGUUAUACUAUCCCAAUAAAUGAAGGAAUUGAAUAUCUUGAAAAACUUAUGAAACAAAGUAGUCAAAUUAGAAGAGGAAUACAAAUAUUAAAAAUGAGAUAUUUAAUUGUAUAUAAAUAUUAUCCAGAUAAAUCAGUUAUUUUAGCAUUAUUAAGAGAUUCAAGUGUAUUUAGAAGUAAAUUAUUAGAUGUUGUUAGUACUAUAUGUGGAAUAACUACAUUAAAACAAUUUGCAUCAAAAUUAACACGUUGGAAUUUAAUUUUUGAAGAAACAAAAGAAUUUAUUAAUUGGGAAUUAAUAGAAGAUAAAGAAUUAGUACCAAUAUUAUCAAGAUUAUAUGUUGAUAUGGCAUUAAAUGUAAAACCAAUUUGUAUUACAGGAUAUCCAGUAAAUAUUAUUAAAGGAUUUUUAGGAUUAUUAAAAGAUCCUGAAAAUAUAAUUGAAAUAAUGUUACAAUAUUGUAGUGAAACAGAAAAUUAUUUUGUAUUAUCUGAAUGUUUUUCAUGUUGUUAUAUUGCAGGAGAAAUAAAAUGUUCAUCAGAAAUAAUGAGAAAAUUAAUGGAAGUAAUUUCAAAAAGAAUGAAUGAAAUGUUAGAAACACAAAAUUUAAUUCAUUUUAUUAGAUUUGCAGUAAAAACCAAAACAUUAAAUGAAUUUUUAAUUAAAAAUGAAGAAGACAAAGAAUAUAUAAGUUUACCUAAAAUUGCACUUCAACAAGCAUUUAAAAGUAAAUUUGAUAGUCAACAAAUUAUUCCAUCAAUUGAAGAAAAAAGUUUAUUUGAAAAUCAAAUUUAUUAUCUUUCUGACUUAAAAGAUAUUCAAACAAAUCCUGAAUUACAAUAUCAUUCAAGUUAUGAACAAAUUAUUUCUGAUUGUUAUGCUAUUUUAAAUACUUCAAUGGAAGGUGGUCUUUUUUAUUUUGAAAAGGCUAAUAAAAUCGUUCAAAAUUUUGUUACUACAAUUUCAAAUCAAAUUAAAGUAACAAUGCCUAUAUCAAUGUGGUAUCCUCAAUUUAUAGAAGCAAUGAAAUGUUAUGCUCGUGCUAUUGGAUUCUUUAGAAAUGAAGAAGAAUAUUAUUGGGCAAAUAAAUCAGGACAAAUGAUUGGUAUUUUAUCAUUACAAAUUUAUUUCGAUAAUGUUCAAUUAAUUGGAUUAAAUAGUGAACGAGCUUUAAAUCAAAUGAUGUAUUUUACUUCAUUUGAUGAUGCUUUUAUCUUUGCAAAAUAUUAUAAUUUAUUAGAACCACUAAAAUGGUCUAAAUGUUUAUAUUACCAAUGUAUUAUAAAUGGAAAUAAAUCAUAUUUUGAUCAUUGGUUAUCUGCUUUUGCUUUAGAUAAAACUACUUUGACGGAUAUUUUAGAACAACAUGAAAGAAAUGAAAAAAUGAAUAAUGGAAGAAGAAAAGAUAGCAUUCAUUGGGAUUAUUUCAUUUCAAAAGUAAAAAGAAUUAAUCCUGCAUUAUUUUAUUUAUGUGAAGGUCGUCCUUUAACACAAACUAAAAUCCCUUCUGAACUUAAACUUAUGAUAUUAAACUCAAAUCUUUCACUUGAUUCAUUAAAGUAA